UCAGACAAAAUUAUUCUGAGAAACUUUUGCCGAAAAGGUGGAAUUGGGGUGGAGACGGAAAAAGUUGAGGUAAGCUGUUACUAAGAUUUACAGUACUCGUACGUAAGAGGACAUUCUGUUCGCUUGUAAAAUCGAUUAGGUUUAGGAAAAGGGUGAAGAAAGAGAAUGUGUCAGAAGAAGAAUAGUAUCUACUCGUGAUUUAUUUGCCUCUAUUCUCUGGAAUACAACGUACGUACACCCGAAAAAAGGAUGGCUGUCAAAAUCUACGGUAUCUUCCUAGAUAUUUACAGCACCACGCGAGUUAUCGUCUCGACGUUUUCUCUUGCCACUGCACAAUCAUCAGUUUCGGUGUUUGCAAAUCAUCGACGGAAGACAGGGUUACAUUCCUUGCCACUGAACCACUAAUCAACAACCAGAAGCGAACGAUCCAACGAACGAUCUUCCGACGCAAUAAUGAAAGGCCUGGCAGUUUUGAUUCCACUGUUGCCAAUUCUGGCUUCCGGCUUUGGUUCGCAGUCGACAAGAAUCGGAACGGGGGGUGUCGGCCGGCUGUCUAUCCACCGAUCGGUCGCACUCUUCUCGUCGGUCGACGAAGACGAGGAAAACUGGUUGGACUAUCUCAAGUGGGGAGGCCAAGAGCCCGGCUUCGACGUCCUGGAACGGGCCAAGGAAUUCACGUCGGAGCCCGCCUUUCUCGCCUUUCGCCUGAGGGACAUCCCGGAGGACUAUUACUCCGAGGACUACGUCUUUCGGGGACCCGUCGUCGGUCCGAUCAACCGCAGGGAUCUGGUAGAAACCAACGCCGCCUUCCUUCUCAACGAGGCUUUUCCGGACCUGCAGCGGAAUCCCUUUGGUCACUGCAUCGAUCCGGAGAAUCCCUUCCGGGUCCUGUAUUUCGAUCGGUGGAAGGGGACCAACACCGGGGAACUCAAAAUGUUUUUUCUCCCACCGACCAACAAGAAGUCGAUCUCACCGGUCACGCCCUUUUCCGUCACCUUUGCGCCGGACGGAAAGGUCAUCUACGAGACGGUGACGACGGCCGUCGAUCGGUUCGAGGGGAACACCAAGGGUAAGGUUGCCGUCUUUGGGUUGCUGGAAACCGCCGGCAUCCCCCUCGACAACAGCAUCGGGAAUCCCCUGCUGAUCUUCUCUCAGAAGCUGAACCGCUUCCUGGGCCUCAUGACGGCCCAGACGCAAUCCAAGGCCGAGAACGUCCCCUCGUGGUGGAAAUCCAGGGCGGUCGGGGCAGAACCGAACGACCGGUAGUAAAAAAACACUAAAAGACGAACGGUCGAAUAAACGAAUAAAGGAUCC
Pseudo-nitzschia multistriata is the source of this 1314-nucleotide messenger RNA. The record is from the annotation of a GenBank genome assembly. Lineage: Eukaryota; Bacillariophyta; Bacillariophyceae; Bacillariales; Bacillariaceae.